This is a messenger RNA of Chelonoidis abingdonii (Abingdon island giant tortoise), 3436 nucleotides long. RefSeq names its product HHLA2 member of B7 family (gene HHLA2). Gene Ontology annotation, cellular component: external side of plasma membrane. NCBI's taxonomy places the organism in Eukaryota, Metazoa, Chordata, Testudines, Testudinidae. Gene Ontology annotation, biological process: regulation of cytokine production; T cell receptor signaling pathway. Gene Ontology annotation, molecular function: signaling receptor binding. The record is from RefSeq and is a predicted model, not a curated record.
CAGCACUGAUUUCAUUUACUGAGGUGUUGGAUGGCUGCUUCAUGUGUCUUCAGAGGGGACUUCCAGUUAGAAAUGAAACUACUGUAAAUCAAAGAAGACAUGAAGGUGCAGAAAAUACUCAUCUUUCUGUUUCAUUUGAAUACUGUAGUUUCAGGUCCUGAAGAGGUAACCGGGAGAUUAUCUGAAGAUUUUAUCCUGCCUUGCUCUUUUGCACCUGCAAAAGGUGAAGUAAUUUACUGGAAGAAAGGGAACAAAAAUGUGCACAGCUACUACUACGAGAACGAUCAGCUAGAACGUCAAGACUCUGAGUACAAGGGGAGAACAUCCCUUUUUCAUGAGCAAAUUCCUACUGGAAAUGCCUCCUUGAAACUGAAUAACCUGAGCCUGAAUGAUGCGGGCUCCUACAUCUGCUAUGUGGGGACAAAUCAAGAUAAAACAGAAGUGGAAGUCAGGCUUCACGUAACAGUUUCCCCCUCUUAUGCAAUGGAAUAUGAAAAACGAGACACAGAGAGACUGUUGAAAUGUUUUGCUUUUCGUAUUUAUCCUGAGCCAAACAUAUCAUGGGCAUAUAACAGUACAUCUAUGCAAAAUACAAAAAUAGAAGUAACCCAAGAUGGCCGUCUCUAUUCAGUUAGAAGUGAGCAGAAUGUUACAAACAAAGUUUCUUCUUACCAGUGUCACAUUCAGUUUCACAACGAAAACUGGACUGCUGAAUGGAAAAUGGAAGAUCCAUUUUUUAAAAAGGAAGGAGAUACUGUUUCAAUUCCAUGUGAAUUUAUGGCUGAAGGGUCUCCAUAUACUAAAGACUUCAUAGUUACUUGGACAAUAAUCAGAAGUGCAUCUACCUUGGUUCUGGCAUCUUCCGACAACCCAUCACAAACCCCUGAACAGUUUAAAACUCGAUUCUCUUGGGAGAAAAUCAAUGAACAGGACUACUCAGUAAUCUUAAGGGAUCUUACUCUGGCAGACAGUGGAGAAUACAUGUGCAAUAUUUCAACACCGCACUAUACACAACUCACUGUAAGAAUUUUGCACGUUGGGGAAAAAUCCUCACAUUACUACUGGAUAGCUAUAGUGCUGCUGAUCCUCAUCAUUGCCUUUGUUGUGUGGUGUGUUGUGAAGAGACGGCGGCGAACUGAGGCAUAUUAGAAAAAUAAAGAGAGAGCACAGAUAAAAUGGCUGCAUAUGGACAGUUUACAAUGUAAUGAAGAAGGAAAAGAUUUUGUAACAUAUGAUCAGAAACUUGAGCAAUAUUUUAAUGCAAAUGCUAUGGAAGAUAUAGAUGACUGUUUCCUAAUAUUGGUGUGUACAACCACUUUUGCAGUACGUAAAAGUUUUCUGCAAGAACCUGACAAGCUGGAAUAUGAGAACAUAAAAGAAAUUCUAAAGAUGCAUUUUUGUGCCUACCACCAAUUUUUUAACAGAACCAUAUGUUUCAUCUAAGAAACCAGCUAGAAGGAGAAAGUAUCUCUGAAUUUUUGGCAACCCUGAAAAAACUGUCCACUAUUCUGUUUUGGUAAUUUUCUGAAGGAGCUCUCAGAUCAAUCUGAAUUAAGAAAGAGGUUGUUGGACGUUGUGUAUCACAAGGAACUGCCACUAGAUGAAGACUGCUCUAUUUGAAUCCACACAAAAAGUCCACCAAAAUUUGAAAAUAAAUUGGCCUCAGCAUGCUGGGCUGGAAAGAAGGGCCUCAGCAGUGGAUGAAAGAAACACCACCACCUCUCAUAGGAUCCAAACAGAACAAAGGGAGCCCUGUUUCUGCUAUCUGGGGACACAACACCGGCAGGAGCACUGCACCAGGGUACAGCGAAGGAUCUGCCAAAAGGAAGCCAAAAUGUCUACAUGUAGGUGCCACCAUCCUAGUUAGGUGGUGACUGUCAGGGUUGGAAGCAGGUCCCCUGGGGGAAAGGAUGCAUGAGCUAUACCAUUUCACAGAACUGUAUGUGGAGGGAAAUGGGACAGACAUAUCAUGCCUUGUAUUAUGAUAAUGUAAGGGUAAAGGACAUGAUAUUGACAAUGGAAGCAGAUACAGGAGUGAUCAUAUCUGUGAUUUCUGGGGGCGGGGGGAGGGUGUUUAAAAUUUUUUUCCCUGGGUUAAGAUCAAGAGAAAUAAUGUACUUGGACAGCAUUACAAUUAGGGGCCGAUAGCUGUGUAAUGCAGCCUCCCCAUUACUGUAAUUUGUAUAGAUAUCUAUUCACCAUUAAUUGUGAGUGAAGGAAAUCUCCCUUCUCCACUGAUGGGCACAAAUUAGCAAUACAAGUUUAAACUGGAUUGGAGAGCGGUGCACUACGUGCUGGACAGUGAGGGAACUAAAAAAUACAAAGCUGUCGGUGGAUUGGACAGAUGUGGGUUUGGAAAGAGGCAAUAACUGUGAGGCUAGUUGUGUCUGACAAGGCCUAAAUUCCUGAAGGCUAGACCUGUGCCUUAUGCUCCACAAGAGCCUGUGGAAAAGCAAAGUGAAAAACCCACAACAUAAACCUCCCAGGUUUUUCUGCCUCAGGCAGUGAUGGUACAAAAUUACAGGGGAGGGAUGAAGUUGGGGGGAAAAGUGUGGUAAAGAAGAUAUUGGACCUAAUGACACAUUUGAUAGUGACAAUGAAGAGGUACAUUGACUAACUGUUACCACAUAAAAGCUCAGUAUGAUUACAGAAGGUGGCCCCUGAAGCAAGAAGAGAUUGUUUGGGUUUUUGUUGGCUGGAGGAGGAGGAAUUGGUGCUGGAAGAUGGUGGCCAAGAAGUGAAGAGUGCCCCUGCUGGGCCUGAGGAAAAAGUUUGGGUAGCCCUUUCUUUCCCUGACAAGUACCACUGGCCACAACCUGUAGCAAAAUGCCAAAUCCAGCUGUAAGGUUAAACUUGUAAUUUGGUUUUUAUGGUUGUGUUUAUUAAUUAAGGAAUUUACAAGGGAGGAGUGUGCUGUUUUGAGGAAUAUGUUGGAAUUGUAAACUAUUGCUUUAAGAGCAGGGUGAGGGUGAUUCCCUUGUCCUGCCUUGCAGACUAAUUGGGGCUCUGUAGCAAAGCAUGAGAUUGGCUCGGAAUCGCUUUGAAAAGAGCUAGCUUAAAGCAAGGUGGGGAGAGUUGGGCCUCCCUGCUUUAGGGAGCAGCCUGUUUUUUUUUUCCUCUCUGUGUUUGUGUGUUAUUGUUCAGGAUUCUACAAAACACGGUUAUGUUGCAACUUUUCAGCAACAGUAGCUAUGUGUUUUAGCUGCUUCUGUGUGCAUAUGCUGUGCACGUAACAGAAAGCAGGCUUGGAUUGCUGAGCAAGAAAACUGUCUGCUGCUGUUUGCUCCUACUAUAUUCAGGGAAACAGGACACUGGGCCACAUUACUUAGAAUUCAGAAUGAUAGCACAUAAACUGCAAACCAACACUAGUAUCAAUAACAAUCUGGCUGGGGAAGCACAGCUGGGCUGAGUACACACACUGCCAAAAUUGAAGGGU